This is a messenger RNA of Alosa alosa (allis shad), 688 nucleotides long. RefSeq names its product enhancer of rudimentary homolog. The coding region runs from base 106 to 420 and encodes 104 amino acids. Lineage: Eukaryota; Metazoa; Chordata; Actinopteri; Clupeiformes; Clupeidae. The transcript has 4 exons. The record is from RefSeq and is a predicted model, not a curated record.
GUUUGGAGAAAAUUGCAUUGUUAGGCAUAGAAGAAAAUCCUCACAGCAGUUUCGGCGCACGACACACACUUUUUUAAGAAGAACGCGUAUACAUUUAUUUUCACAAUGUCACAUACCAUCCUGUUGGUUCAGCCCACCAAAAGGCCAGAGGGGAGGACAUAUGCGGACUACGAGUCUGUCAAUGAGUGCAUGGAAGGUGUAUGUAAAAUGUAUGAGGAGCAUCUGAAGAGGAUGAAUCCAAACAGUCCAUCAAUCACAUAUGACAUCAGUCAACUGUUUGAUUUCAUUGAUGAUCUGGCUGACCUCAGUUGUUUGGUGUACCGGGCGGACACGCAGACCUACCAGCCCUAUAACAAAGACUGGAUUAAAGAGAAGAUUUACGUGCUGCUGCGACGCCAAGCACAGCAGGCCGGGAAAUGAGGCUCUGCUCAUCCUGUCAUCAGGAUUGGAGAAAAAACAUGUCAAACUGCAGUGAGGAUCUGUUAAGGAGGCUAUAGACUUUGGCCUGUUGUGUGUUUUGUCAGUGAUUGUUGAGUUGUUGAAUUUGUAUCGUUCGAAGAGGGCUUUCAUUCGUUUUGUUGAAACAGGGAGUGUAUGUCUUUGCUUUAACAUUUUAUAUUUAACGAUCCCUGUGUACCAAUGGCCAAUUUUGCCGCUACAGUAAAUAAAUGAGUCUUUUUUGUCUUUA